This is a messenger RNA of Capra hircus (goat), 2065 nucleotides long. It is a transcript of the gene NTN1, whose product is annotated as netrin 1. The record is from RefSeq and is a predicted model, not a curated record. Lineage: Eukaryota; Metazoa; Chordata; Mammalia; Artiodactyla; Bovidae. The transcript has 8 exons. Bases 416 to 2065 code for a protein of 549 amino acids.
GGCGGCGGCGGCGGCGGCGGCGGAGCCUUCGGGGGCGUGCGUGCAUGUGUGAGUGCGCGCCAGCCAGCGGGAGUGUGUGCGCCCCGGGCGCGGGCUGGGCGGCACUCGCACCGCGGCGGCAGCGGCGGGAGCCGGGCGGCCGCGUCGUCAUUCGGGCGGGAGAGGCGGCGGCGGCCGGGCCGGGCCGGGGCUGGGACAGCGGCGGCCGCGCCGGGCAUGGAGCUGGCAAGCCCGCGCUGAGGCAGGACGCGCCUGCUAGCAACCAGCGAGAAGCUCUCCGCCGUCCGGCGCGCGGGCUCCCCGGCCGGGGCCGGGCAAACUUUUCUUUCUCUUUUGCCCUCUCCUGAGGCGCUUUCUGCGGCGGGCGGACCGACUCCUCGGCGCGGCGGGGCCGGGGCAGGCUGGACGCAGCACGAUGCGCGCAGUGUGGGAGGCGCUGGCGGCGCUGGCGGCCGUGGCGUGCCUGGUGGGCGCGGUGCGCGGCGGGCCCGGGCUCAGCAUGUUCGCCGGCCAGGCGGCGCAGCCCGACCCCUGCUCGGACGAGAACGGCCACCCGCGCCGCUGCAUCCCGGACUUUGUCAACGCGGCCUUCGGCAAGGACGUGCGCGUGUCCAGCACCUGCGGCCGGCCCCCGGCGCGCUACUGCGUGGUGAGCGAGCGCGGCGAGGAGCGGCUGCGCUCCUGCCACCUCUGCAACGCGUCGGACCCCAAGAAGGCGCACCCGCCCGCCUUCCUCACGGAUCUCAACAACCCGCACAACCUGACGUGCUGGCAGUCGGAGAACUACCUGCAGUUCCCGCACAACGUCACGCUCACGCUGUCGCUCGGCAAGAAGUUCGAGGUGACCUACGUGAGCCUGCAGUUCUGCUCGCCCCGGCCCGAGUCCAUGGCCAUCUACAAGUCCAUGGACUACGGGCGCACGUGGGUGCCCUUUCAGUUCUACUCCACGCAGUGCCGCAAGAUGUACAACCGGCCGCACCGCGCGCCCAUCACCAAACAGAACGAGCAGGAGGCCGUGUGCACCGACUCGCACACCGACAUGCGCCCACUCUCGGGCGGCCUCAUCGCUUUCAGCACGCUGGAUGGGCGACCCUCGGCGCACGACUUCGACAACUCGCCGGUGCUGCAGGACUGGGUUACGGCCACCGACAUCCGCGUGGCUUUCAGCCGCCUGCACACGUUCGGCGACGAGAACGAGGACGACUCGGAGCUGGCGCGCGACUCGUACUUCUACGCCGUGUCCGACCUGCAGGUGGGCGGCCGCUGCAAGUGCAACGGCCACGCGGCCCGUUGCGUGCGCGACCGCGACGACAGCCUGGUGUGCGACUGCAGGCACAACACGGCCGGCCCGGAGUGUGACCGCUGCAAGCCCUUCCACUACGACCGGCCCUGGCAGCGCGCCACCGCCCGCGAGGCCAACGAGUGCGUGGCCUGUAACUGCAACCUGCAUGCCCGGCGGUGCCGUUUCAACAUGGAGCUUUACAAGCUGUCGGGGCGCAAGAGCGGGGGCGUCUGCCUCAACUGUCGCCACAACACAGCCGGCCGUCACUGCCACUACUGCAAGGAGGGCUACUACCGCGACCUGGGCAAGCCCAUCACCCACCGCAAGGCUUGCAAAGCCUGCGAUUGCCACCCCGUGGGCGCCGCUGGCAAGACGUGCAACCAGACCACGGGCCAGUGUCCCUGCAAGGACGGCGUGACCGGCAUUACCUGCAACCGCUGCGCCAAGGGCUACCAGCAGAGCCGCUCACCCAUCGCCCCCUGCAUAAAGAUCCCUGUGGCACCGCCGACCACUGCAGCCAGCAGCAUGGAGGAGCCCGAAGACUGUGAUUCCUACUGCAAGGCCUCCAAAGGGAAGCUGAAGAUCAACAUGAAAAAAUACUGCAAGAAGGACUAUGCUCUGCCCCAUGGGAGGGCCGCGCCGGCUCUGUGGUUUCUGAUCCCUGAGCUGGCUGGCAGCCUGGGCAGGCCGGACCUCACAGGACUCAGGGUCAAGGCUGACUUCAGGUCUGCCCUGAUCGAGUGCCUCCUGAGGGAACUGGGGCGAGUCCGGUUGCGUCUCUGA